AGGCUGCGGAGCGGGGAGCCCGCGUCCGGAGGAGGAGGCAGGGACCUCGGUGACACCCCUGGAAGGGGCCUCUGAGCACCCUGAAGGUGUGGAAACAGAAGCUUUGAAUAAGCUGAGGUGCAACCGUUAGUACAGGACGUUGCAAACUGACCUGCACUGAGAGACACACCCGGGAGAACACAGGGCCUGUGGUGGCCAGCAGCUUCUCACCACCUGCCCUUCCCCUUGAGGAGGGAGCUGCGUCCCCGCCCAUCUCUGAUCUGCCUGCAUCUCCAGGACUCAUAGAUCUUCUUGGCAAAGCUGCCCCAAAGAUUCCUGCUAACGCUUGUCUGUUCCUGCCUUGUGUGAAGCAUGGCGCCCACAGGACUCCAGAAAGAAGCUUAAACCCAAAGCUCUGCAGCUGCUCCGGUGGGCACUCUGCGCCUCGGCCCUGGUCCCUCGGCCCUGGGAGCUGCUCAGAUCCCAGCAAUGCCCUCGGGAGCCUUGGCCCCAGCUGGGUGAGACCAUUCCAGAGCGGCUCCAACCUUACCACCCGCCAGGACUCCCUCAUCACUCCGCCACCUCCCAUGUCUGACUGCCCCAGCAGGCUCUAGAAUGUCUGUGCCCCAGAUCCAAGUGGAAGAAGCAGUGGUGGGGGAAGAUGGGCUGGCAGGAGCCACCCCACCUCCUGACGACCACCUGAGGAGCCUGAAGGCCCUGACUGAGAAACUGAGGCUGGAGACCCGCAGGCCCUCCUACCUGGAAUGGCAGGCAAGGCUGGAGGAGCAAGCAUGGCCCUUCCCGAGGCCAGCGGCUGAGCAGGGGCAGUGUGGGGAGGAAGAGCCCUCCCCGCCGAGAGAGACCAGGCAGCAUCCUCCGCCUAGUGAAGGUGCCAGCCAGGAUGAGGCGACCCAGCCCACUGGCAAGCUGGAAGGCUUUGAGAACAUCGACGAAGCGAUAGCCUGGCUCAGGAAGGAACUGAUGGAGAUGCGGCUGCAGGACCAGCAGCUGGCCAGACAGCUCAUGCGCCUGCGCAGUGACAUCAACAAACUGAAGAUAGAGCAGACCUGUGACCUCCACAGGCGGAUGCUCAACGACGCCACCUAUGAGCUGGAGGAGAGGGAUGAGCUGUCAGACCUCUUCUGCGACUCUCCGCUGGCCUCCUCCUUCAGUCUCUCCACACCACUCAAGCUCAUUGGAGUCACCAAGAUGAACAUCAACUCCCGGAGGUUCUCUCUCUGCUGAGAAGCCCUAGAACAGGGCAGAGGAGCCAGAACAGAGGGUUUGGGAAGCAGAGAGGGGGUGUGAGAAGGGAGGUGAGGGUGAGUCACCCCAAGUGGGUCUCCUCGGAGGCAGAGCUUCCCUGAGACCGGUGAACUGUGGACUCCCCAGGACCUGUCGACAGGUGAUCUCCCCAGGGUCCCAGCUUUGGAGCCUAGUAUCCCCAUGACUGGCUACCCAAAGAGUCCUGCAGAAGGGCUACUCCAUCCUGAUGUUCAGACGGGUUUCCAGCAUGACCCGUCUCAGUCCUCCCCUCAGUGAUCCAUAUUCCUGUUUUCUGGAAUCACUGGUGCUAUAAGAACUGGGAUCCCGAAGCAGGGAGAGGGUAGCAAACGCUGGGAUUCUUGCAGAAGGCUUCCCCAUGGGCACUGAGCCCCCAGGGAGAGGUGAUUAGAUGUAUCAGAUGUGCCCAUCUUGCUGUGGCUGUCCUCUAAGUACUGGCUCAAAUUCACCCCAAGUAGAUGACUCAACAGCCUUGACAGGCUACAAUGUAAAUUGUAUCCAGAAGGCUACAAUGUAAAUUGUAUUCAGUGUAUGCUGGGACACACCUGUGUAGCUCGAGUAGGGCAAGCAGAGAUGCCCUCUGUUGCCUUCCCGGCCACAUACACCAGUGCCAAUCUCCAAAGAGUCCCUCUGCCAUCACACCACCACCCUGGGGGAGUGCCUAGGAGACCACAGGCAGGUCUGUCUGUGGAUUUCCCAUAACUGAAUCCUCCCUGGGGCCAGCAAAGGUCUCCUGGUGGAUUCCAACAGUGUCACCUACGUCACCUUCUUGCCUCCCCAGAAAAACUUGAGGGAGCCCAGAUGCUGGCCCUGAGCUCCUCUGAGAUUCUGUGCCUGAC
Molossus molossus (Pallas's mastiff bat) is the source of this 2102-nucleotide messenger RNA. RefSeq names its product family with sequence similarity 167 member A (gene FAM167A). The transcript is spliced from 4 exons. The coding region runs from base 595 to 1224 and encodes 209 amino acids. The record is from RefSeq and is a predicted model, not a curated record. NCBI's taxonomy places the organism in Eukaryota, Metazoa, Chordata, Mammalia, Chiroptera, Molossidae.